UAGCUAAUCACGUGACCAGAAGAUUGCGGGAACUUCAAGACGAAAAUGGCAACCACUGUUGGACAAAAACACCAAGAAAAUAUCCAAAUGGCUGCAACUAAAGGGAAAAAAACGCCUCAAGAUGGACUAAACAGACUUGCACCAUCAGAUGGCAGAAAAACUUUGCAGACCCUUCAGUACUCUGCUGUAAAGGAUAGGAAAAAUCUGGGAAAAGAUGCUCUCCUGAAUGCACAGAAAGAGAAGUGUGGAAAAGACAGCAUUCAGAUCUAUGUUGAUCCAGAAACCCCUGAUGUUAAGAGCAAGACGUUCGAUGACAAGGGAGUUCAGACAGAUAAAAAGUCAAUAUCGGAGGAUGACAUUGACCAGGAGGCUUACGAUUUAAUGGUCAAUGAGGAAAUUCCAGAAAACUACUGGAGAGAUCUGGCUGAACGCAGAAGAGAAGCACUGGACGAAUCAUUGAAUGAGAAUGAACAGCUUCAUGGUGAGAUUGAUGAGCUACGAAAUGAAAAUCAAAAACUUGAAAAAAUGGCAAGCCAAGCAGAAUAUUUUGCUGGUGUAAUCCAGGAGUUGGUUGGUGUUGGUGAAGAAACGGAGGCAGAAGACAGCGAGGAUAAAUCUGAAGACCAAGAGGAGGAACGAGAUACCUGUGAUAAAGUGUGUGAUGAUCAGGACAGUGAAAAUAGUGACAGUCCCACAAAAUCAGAGGAAACGUUUAACAAGGUCAACCACGAAACAACAGGUCUCAAAGAUGAAUGCCAGUCGGUCACAAAAGUAGAAACUUCCUGAUUUUACUUUUACUUGAUACAAUAUAUGUGUAGUCCCUGCUGUUGGAGAAAUCUAGACCGGUAUUGUGUUUAAUUUGGAGACUGAUAUCAAUAAAAUUUUACACAAGACAGAAAAAUCUUGUUUAAAUUUACAUUAACAAUGCAUUGAUAUGGCCAAUGCUGGAUGGUUUUAUAAAGUACUGAUGUGCGAUACAUGGCGGCAAUUAAGAUAUUAAACUUUAAAUAAUUUUGUUGUGAAAAGAUUUGUAUAUAAUUUGAUGUACUUUUGUUUUUAAUUUUUUAGUCAUAAGACGAGCAUUAUAAAAUAUAGGUGCUAAAUUUGUUUAGUAGUAUUUUAAGUAAAAGUAUGUUUAGUAGAUUUUGCAUUUGAAAAAAUGAUUGAACUUGAUCACUGCUCUCUUUGCAAAAUUGCAAUAUCUUUAAAGCAUACAUUUUGUUUGUGAAAGUUCUCCAUAGACUUUGACGAAGACUUUAUAGAAUAUUCUUUCUAUAAUCCAAGUUGAAUUUCAAGUUUAUUUGCAUAAUGAUUAGGGUCUGUUUAAAGCUUUGUCUAUGGAAAAGUAAGCCGAAUAUUUCAAAUUUGUAUUGUCAGCAAUAUAAUGCAAUUAAAGAGAUCACAAAUUUUGGAUAACUUGAAUGAGUGAUUGUCCUAGCUGGUUACGUUUCUCCCAUGAUGUUGAAAGACUAAUGACAUGUCAAACAUGUGAAAUAAGCCUUUUUCUGAGAGUAAUGAAACCUAUAGUUCAUAGUAGUUUACCAAAAAAAUUACUGCAGUGUAUAGUAAAUGAAUUUGGGUUUCUGAAAAGUUCAUAUUGUGAUAUUUUAGUUCCAAGGAAGCUAUGUUUAUAUGAUUUUUUUUAUCAUGGUAUACUUAGUGUCUUUGAUUUUUUGAUGUGAUCUGCUUUAUAUGAAAUAGGAUGAGCAUACAUGUAUUUAAGUGUUGAAAGAGUGAAUUCGAAAAGAAUGUAUUGAUGGAUAGUUUGGGAGCAAAUGGAAUUACAAAUAAAUUUGUUUGAAGAGAUAUAUUUUUCCCAAGAAUGAGAGACUUGGAAACAAAUAUUCAUUACUAUUACUAUUAAUAUUUUUGUAAAUCAGCAGCAAGAAUAAAUUUUUUGUAUAUUUGAACAAGGCUGAAAAUUAAUACAGCUCUUUAUAUGUAUGCAUAUUAUCAAAAAAUAUACUACAUAGCAAUAAAACUUUCAAAUAAAAACAUAUGAUAAUUGUAACAUUUACUAAUCUAUCAAAUUGGAGUAAGGUAAGAGUAUUUUAGUAUGAACCGUUAUGUAUAAUAAACUAUUUCAUGAGAUGUUGUAAGUUAGUCAGAGUGUCAGUCUUAUAACUUUUUUUAUCCCAUUUUAAUCCUUUGUCAGUCUUUGAUAGUUUUGUAAACAAUCUAAAUAAUGUUGAUACUUUUUUAAGAAAAUAAAUAAAUUUUGUUAAUUUUUUCA
Messenger RNA from Pecten maximus, 2233 nucleotides. Its product is annotated as geminin-like. Gene Ontology annotation, biological process: negative regulation of DNA replication; negative regulation of cell cycle. Lineage: Eukaryota; Metazoa; Mollusca; Bivalvia; Pectinida; Pectinidae. Gene Ontology annotation, cellular component: nucleus. Bases 46 to 786 code for a protein of 246 amino acids. The transcript has 6 exons. The record is from RefSeq and is a predicted model, not a curated record.